UUCAUUGGGAGACGAUAUGUUACAUGGGACUGCAGGCGGCACUUCCCGCUGGCAGCGGCCGGCGCAGCAGGGGUUACAGGGGCUGUUUCUGCGCCCGGCCAUGUGCUCUGCCAGGGGGCGGGGCCGGGGCUGGCCCUCUGUCCGGGAGCCGCGGCCGUCAGGAGCCCCAGUGGGGGCGGGUCCUCAGCGCACAACACCCGGAGAAACUUUCCCGAACUCCAGGGAGAUGCCCCGGGCUGCGCGGCGGGCACAUGACUGACGCCCCGCGGUCCCGCAAGCAGCGGCUGAUGGCAGCCGUGGAGGAGGCGGCGGCCGGAGCGGGUGACGGGGUCUUGUACUGCUUCAUCUGCGGGGGAGGGGUGCCCCGGGGGCGGGAGGUCCGGCUGCCAGUGCGGUGCCCGGCCCGGGAGGGUUGCGCCUUCUUCCCCUUCUUGCAGCAGCAGGAGCCGGCGCCCGGGGCGGAGCCGCUGGGUGCCGGGGGCAGCGCCCGGGUGUGCGCCGUGUGUCAGCGCUUCCUCGGGGCGCAGUGGGACGCCUUCGAGCGCAGCCGGACCCCGCUGGAGAAGCGCAUGUACUGGCUGAAGAGGCCCUACCAGUGCGGGGCGGACGGGGCCCGGGCGCACCCCCGAGACUGGAACCCCAACUACGACUCCGAGCUCUCCGACCUGUCCGACAACCCGCUGAGCGAGCCGGAGGAGGGCGCCGAGCCGCCCGGGAGGGCCCCCCGCGGGGCGUCCCCUCCCGACAGAGCCCUGCAGGGGGCGGAGACUGAGAGGCGCCCGGGGAGCUGCUACAUCUGCGGGGCCCCCGGGGCCGGGAACCUCCUGCACGUGCAGAAGCAGGAGCACAACCCCCAGGCGCCCUUCUUCCCCUUCCUGUGGCUGCACAGCCCCCCGCCCCGUGCCAGCCCCAUCACCCCUGGGGGCAGUGCCCGGGCCUGUGACAGCUGCUUCUCCUCCCUCAUGCAGCAGUGGCACAGCUUUGACAUGGCCAAUAUGCCCGUCCUACAGCGCCUCUAUGUGGUGCCCCUCACUGCCAGCCCCGGGCCAGAAAAGGGCACCCCAUCCCGACUCAGUGACUCUCACCCCAAGGGUCCAGGGCUGUGCCACCUGUGCGGAGAGGACUGCGCCAACCAAGGUAGACUGGUGCGCUCUAGGAUCAGUAACGGCAACGCCAAGUCCGCCAUGCACUUCCCCUUCAUCACCCAGCUGCCAUGCCCACCGGGGUCCAGAGGGCUGAGCCAUCAGGGUGAGGCGCAGAGCUGCAGGAAGUGCUAUGGGGUGCUGGAGGACAUCUGGGCCAUUUACAGGGCGUCCCAGAACGAGGAGCUCAUCACUUCAGUCCAGAGUUUCCUGAGCCGGUACCACCAGGUCUUCAGCUCCACCGAUGCCAGUCCGCCAGGUGGCACCCCCACCAGGAGGGCAGGGGUGCGUUGUGCCCCUUCUGCACCUACUUCUGUCUGCUACGUGUGUGGGGCCGAGCUGGCUCCAGGAUGUGAAUACCAACUCAGCAUCAACCCCCCCAACAAGUUCGCCAACAAGGAGCCCUUCUUCCCCUUCCUCACCGUUUACCCCCCUGCGCCCAGGGCCCGGCCUGCCGACUCCACCGGCCUGGUGUCCACCUGCGGCCUCUGCUACCACGACCUCCUGAGCCAGUGGUUCCAGCACGAGAUGAAGACCCAGCACCCCAGCAGCCCGUGGUCCCGGCAGUACCAGGUGGAGUCCUUUGUGUGUUUCUUCUGUAGGCAGGAGAAGCGGCGCCUGUUGGGGCUGAGGAGCGUUCAGUUGGCCCGCUUGCCCAUCUUCCUGCUGGCACGUCGUACGCCCUACAGCCUCUUCGUGGAUGAUGGAAAACACUUACUCGUUGGAGCUUGUACAGAAUGUAAACCCCUGGCAAUGAUGGGCACCAACGCGGUGGCACACAGCGGAGCAUCAACCACCUCUUCACCGGCCACCAGCCAAACCUGCAGCGCAGCCUCUCGCAUUCUUGGACCCAGCAGCUCGACCUCCAAGGUAACAGAACUUGAGCAGAAACCCAAAAUUGCAAAAGACCCCUCUACUCUACCGCAUAUCCAGGAGUCCUGCUUGGAUGCAGAGCGUGCAGAGCCAGGCACUACAG
Messenger RNA from Bufo gargarizans (Asiatic toad), 2118 nucleotides. RefSeq lists its product as uncharacterized. The annotation marks the transcript as partial. The record is from RefSeq and is a predicted model, not a curated record. NCBI's taxonomy places the organism in Eukaryota, Metazoa, Chordata, Amphibia, Anura, Bufonidae. The transcript is spliced from 2 exons.